AUGGAUAUCACACCUGAAGCAGUACCAAAAGACUGCAACAAGACGCAGAUGACUCCGUAUCACAAGUUUAGAAGGCGCAUUGAGCUUUUAUUCGUUGAUUUUCUCUAUAAAUUAACUUUGAUUAAUAUGGAACCUUCUAUGGAGUCAUUCACAUUAAUCUGUUUUACACUGUGGCAUAUCUGGAAGACUCGUAAUGCCAUUAUUUUCAGGCAAGAAUAUUACUCUAUUGAAGAUACUAUAUUAUUUGCUUCUAAAGCUUGUGAUGAAUAUAUCUUAGUAUUAUCUAUGGAACACCCACCAAACAGUACUGUAAGUCAUACAUUGUCAGCUCCUUAUCCUUUUUAUUCUCUCCCGCGUGACUGUAUUAAGCUUAGUGUGGAUGCUGCUACUGAUAAACAACACAAGUUUGGGGUGGUUGCAGCUAUUGCCAGGAAUUCCUCAGGUUUAAUAAUUGGCCAAUUCUCUGCUUGUUUUCGUGCUAUAUGGGAUUCAGGUAUUCUGGAAUUUCUGGCUGUUCGUGAGGCUUUAAACUGGGCUAUAUCACAUUGUUGGUCUUCUAUUUGGUUGGAAGGAGAUGCACUUCAGGUUAUUCGCUCAUUGUAG
Messenger RNA from Mercurialis annua (annual mercury), 603 nucleotides. RefSeq lists its product as uncharacterized. The record is from RefSeq and is a predicted model, not a curated record. Gene Ontology annotation, molecular function: RNA-DNA hybrid ribonuclease activity; nucleic acid binding. Lineage: Eukaryota; Viridiplantae; Streptophyta; Magnoliopsida; Malpighiales; Euphorbiaceae. The coding region runs from base 1 to 603 and encodes 200 amino acids. The transcript is spliced from 3 exons.